AUGGGCAAGGUCGUGGUACUAGUUCUCAGCAUCGUUAUCUGUCUAGCCACCCAGCAGGCGAUGGCAAAGGAGAAACACAUCAAGUACACCGAGAAAGAUCUGCUGCGAAAGUCGAUCGUGUACGACAAAAAUACGCCGGAUGUAUUCUACUGCCCCGUCAACAAACCGACCGGAAUGGAUAAGAUGAUUGUGAGGUCACGUCCACUCCACAAACUCUGCGAACACGAGGGUAAACCACUUCCUUCGCACUACAAAUCGGACUGCUACAAUGACGUCGACGAGUCCAACUAUGCCUGCAAGGAGAAGUACAGAAUAAUGAUGCGUCUAAACCCUCCCGGCAGUGACGCUCCGUUUAAUGGACAGCGCUUGAGCAGGUUUAUGGACAUGGAUGACGAAAUGAAGCGAGUUAAGUCAAAGAAACAUUGA
This is a messenger RNA of Anopheles marshallii, 426 nucleotides long. RefSeq lists its product as uncharacterized. Bases 1 to 426 code for a protein of 141 amino acids. The transcript has 3 exons. The record is from RefSeq and is a predicted model, not a curated record. Lineage: Eukaryota; Metazoa; Arthropoda; Insecta; Diptera; Culicidae.